Messenger RNA from Venturia canescens, 2601 nucleotides. RefSeq names its product neprilysin-11-like. Gene Ontology annotation, biological process: protein processing. Gene Ontology annotation, cellular component: plasma membrane. The coding region runs from base 121 to 2514 and encodes 797 amino acids. The record is from RefSeq and is a predicted model, not a curated record. Gene Ontology annotation, molecular function: metalloendopeptidase activity. The transcript has 18 exons. NCBI's taxonomy places the organism in Eukaryota, Metazoa, Arthropoda, Insecta, Hymenoptera, Ichneumonidae.
GUACGAAUUCGUAGCUGCAUCAGCGAGAUGGUGAGCGAGUGCCCCUCCAGCAACUCAAAACCAUAACGAUUUGUUAGCUGCAGUCAAGAACAGUGAAGAGUGUUCAACGCGUUUAACGAAAUGUUGGCUCAAAAAAUAUCAGCUUGGUGCAUCCUCGUCGCUGUGAUUUCAGUCGCGAAUUCCGUUCAAGCUUCGCUUCUCAACAAAGCAGUUUUUCCCAACGACGAAAAACGGCCGUCAUCUCUCACCAAACACGAGUUUCAAGAUUUGGCGAAAGGAUCAGAAAAAGUAGGAGAAUACGAAGUCUGUAGAACGGAUGGAUGCAAAACAAUCGCCAAAGAGUUUCUCAGCAGCAUCAACAAGACGGUGGAUCCGUGCGAUGAUUUUUACCAAUUCGUUUGUGGCGGAUGGACCCCCGAAAAAGUAAUUCCGCCGAGCUUACCCUCUUGGAGUCGCAUUUCGAUGUUCCAACAGGUCGUUAAUCAUCGGAUAAAAGAUAUUUUACAAACGGAGCCUGAGCCCAGUGACAUUUUACCAGUGAGGCAGGCUAAAAAGUGGUAUCGAUCUUGUAUGGAUACAGAAACUCUGGAAGAAAGAGGAUUGAAACCAAUAGAAUCGAUUCUCCUUCAUGCCGGUGGUUGGCCCAUAGCAAUGGACGAAGAGGAAUGGGACGCGGAUGAAAACGAUUGGGAGAAAGUGGCAAACAGCUACACGCGUUUGACCGGUUCCCACGUUUUUUACGAUGUGAUCGUUAGUCCUCCGCAGAGAUGGCAAAAAUUCAGCAAAUUGCAGAUCAAGCCUCAGAGUCCUCCCCUCGAAGAACAAGUGCCACUGAAGUACAGAAAUUACAGCGGCAAUGACUACGAGGACUACAGAAAUUUCGUUGCCGGAGUAGCGGCGAUGUUCAUCGAGGAAAGCCGAGCUGACGUGUCGGAAAAAAAAAUGAUGAAAGAUGCAGAGGACAUCGUCGAGUUCGAGAAAAAUAUUUACGAGCUUGCACAGGAUUCGAACUACUGGUCCGAGGCCUUGGAAGAGCUUGCCCAUUGGUACAAAAAGGAAAUGAACAAGUCGAAUGUGGAUCCCAAAGCAGUUAUGAACUGGCAAUCGUGGGUGCAAGAUUUAUUUGACAGCGUGAACAUCGAAGUUGAUCCGAUGACGGAAGUCGAUUUGACCUCUUCCAGUUACAUCAUCGGAAUGGGAAAGCUCCUAGCGGAAACUCCGAAACGAACGAUCGUGAAUUACAUACAUUGGCACUUCGUCGCAAAUAUGUUGAGCUACACGACUGAAGGAGCCAGGAAUGCUUUGUACAGACUUUUGAUGGAGGAAUACGGGAUCAAGGAAAGUCCACCGCGUUGGUCCGAGUGUGUUGCCGAUAUGAAAAUGAUUCAUGCAUCCGCGUAUGCGUUCGUCGAAAAAUAUUUUACGGAGAACACUGAGAGUUCGGUGAAAAAUAUGUCGAAGAAUAUCCAACGAGCAAUGAACGAGCAAAUCGAUGCAUCGACUUGGCUCGACGAAGAAUCCAAAACGUUGGCCAAAGACAAGCUUAACAGUAUGAAAAUCUUCGUUGGUUUUCCAGAUUGGUAUAAAAAUCGGAAAUUAGUUACAAAGUUCUACAAAGGGUUGCCCAUAGGGAAUGAGUAUUUCGACAACGUUCUCAGCUAUCAGCGGUACGAAAGGAAACAGCUUUUAAAGAGUUACUCAUACGUGCCGGAAUCUGACGAAGAAAGUGAGCCAUGGUUCAUGGAUCCCAUUACAGUGAACGCUGUGUACGGGACAGAAGAGAAUUCAUUGAACGUUCCGGCUGCCAAUUUCCAGGCUCCUCUUUUCACGCCCGACAUUCCUGAUAACGUGAACUACGGAAUCGCUGGCGUCACAAUAGGGCAUGAAAUCGGUCACGGAUUCGAUAAUACCGGUAUAAUGUUCAGUAAGGAUGGAGAUGAAACAGAUCUUUCCGAAUUCAUUUUAAGAAGUUACUACCAACGUGCCGAAUGUUUUAUUAAUCAAUUCGACAAGUAUUACGGGUAUACAGGAGAACCGGCAGAUACAAGAACAACAGGGGCUCUGUUCGAAGAGAUGUUCAGACAUAAUCGAAAGUCUGAAUGGACGAGAGGAGAAAAUAUGGCGGAUGCCACAGGAAUUCAGGCUGUUUUCGAAGCAUAUAAAAAACUGGAGAAAUCGAAAAAGAGUGUGCGACUGGAAGGGAUGGAGGAAUUUACUGACGAUCAACUUUUCUUCGUUUCUUUUGCUGCGUCAUGGUGUACGAUAGGAACACCGGAGUACGAAGAGAAAGAGAAAAAAUCCGGUGACGAACACAGUCCUCCUAACUUGAGAGUUAUCGCCUCCGUUUCCAACACGAAAGGCUUCGCCGAAGCUUUCAAGUGUCCUGCUGGCAGUCCAAUGAACCCGGAAGACAAGUGCAGUGUUUGGGGAAAAUUGAAAAAGAAGAAGCCUGACUUGAAACCAGCUUGGAUGCGGAGGAGACCGAAUCGCUGGGGAGGACAGUGGCGAGGUUGAUGUCGACGUUAACAUUCUGUGUUAAUUCCAGAAGUAAAUCAUUGAUGUUUCGUGGAAUAAAUGAUUGUAAUCACUUGUCUAUGCUAA